This is a messenger RNA of Perca fluviatilis (European perch), 9876 nucleotides long. RefSeq names its product homeodomain interacting protein kinase 2 (gene hipk2). Lineage: Eukaryota; Metazoa; Chordata; Actinopteri; Perciformes; Percidae. Gene Ontology annotation, cellular component: cytoplasm; nucleus; PML body. Gene Ontology annotation, molecular function: protein tyrosine kinase activity; transcription coactivator activity; transcription corepressor activity. Gene Ontology annotation, biological process: peptidyl-serine phosphorylation; peptidyl-threonine phosphorylation; positive regulation of transcription by RNA polymerase II. The record is from RefSeq and is a predicted model, not a curated record. The transcript has 15 exons. The coding region runs from base 352 to 4065 and encodes 1237 amino acids.
GACCAACGCAACUUUUGCAGAGACUCCUCUCACUCCACAGACAUGUCGCACAAUAGCUGAAGUAAACCUGUCACCGCGGCUCAUCAUCUGAGCCUCCAGUAAGACACCGCCGGUGGGAUUGGACUCGCACAGCCUCUCUCGUCUCUGUCGCUCUCCCCUCGCAUCGGACCCUACGCUUGGAAACGCCUGGAUAUGAAUUAUGAGCAUUUUCCUCACUAAUGAACUGGGCCAGUAAUGCAGGAGACCGCGGCGACUCUCUCAUCAGUGUUUCAAGAUGGCAGAUUUUCAUUGAGUUUUGAACAGAAAUCUCGCUUUAUUUUUUUGCCAUGAAUAACAGAAACCCUUGCACCGAUGGCCCCUGUAUACGAAGGUAUGGCCUCGCAAGUGCAAGUGUUCUCCCCUCACACUCUUCAAUCAAGUGCCUUCUUUAGCGUGAAGAAACUGAAGGUGGAGCAGAGUUGUAACUGGGAUAUGACAGGGUACGGCACACACAGCAAAGUCUACAGCCACAACAGCAGCAAGAACUUGUCGGCCGCUAGUGGCCCCCUCGGCAUCAACAACUCCCUGCAAGUCACCAGCUCCACCCUGCCCUACGAGCAGGCACUCAUCUUCCCAGCCAGCGCGGGCCACAUUGUGGUCGCCUCAGCCAGUAGCACUUCGGGGGCCGUGGGGUCUCUGCUGGGCAGUGGGGGUGGAGGCAGCAGCAGCAGCAGCAGUGGUGGCGGCGGCGGCAGCGGUGUGGGUGGCGGGGUUGGCGUUCACAACCUGACGCGCCGCAGCACGGUCAGUCUCCUGGACACCUACCAGCGAUGCGGGCUUAAGCGCAAAAGUGAGGAGCUUGACAACAACAGCAGCGUGCACAUCAUCGAGGAGCACGGCCCACCGAUGAUCCAGAACGGUGCAGCCAGCGGAGCCACGGUGGCUACGGUGGCCACCGCCACCUCCACCGCAACGUCCAAGAACAGCGGCUCCAACAGCGAGGGCGACUACCAGCUGGUGCAACACGAGGUGCUCUGCUCCAUGACCAACACCUACGAAGUGCUGGAGUUCUUGGGGCGAGGAACCUUUGGACAGGUGGUUAAGUGCUGGAAGAGGGGCACCAACGAGAUCGUGGCCAUCAAGAUCUUGAAAAACCACCCGUCGUAUGCACGGCAGGGUCAGAUCGAGGUCAGCAUCCUGGCACGUCUCAGCACGGAGAGCGCAGAUGACUUCAACUUCGUGAGGGCCUACGAGUGCUUCCAGCACAAGAACCACACGUGCCUGGUAUUUGAGAUGCUGGAGCAGAACCUGUACGACUUCCUCAAGCAGAACAAGUUCAGCCCCCUGCCGCUCAAAUACAUCCGACCCGUGCUGCAGCAGGUGGCCACGGCGCUAAUGAAACUGAAGAGCCUGGGCCUGAUCCACGCUGACCUGAAGCCAGAGAACAUCAUGCUCGUGGACCCGUCUCGACAGCCCUACAGGGUCAAAGUCAUUGACUUUGGCUCAGCCAGCCAUGUGUCAAAAGCAGUCUGCUCCACUUAUCUACAGUCCAGAUACUACAGGGCUCCGGAGAUCAUCCUGGGCCUGCCGUUCUGUGAGGCCAUAGACAUGUGGUCCCUGGGCUGUGUGAUAGCCGAGCUCUUCCUGGGAUGGCCCCUCUACCCAGGAGCCUCAGAGUACGAUCAGAUCCGGUACAUCUCACAGACUCAGGGUCUGCCUGCAGAGUAUCUGUUGAGUGCGGGAACAAAGACCACCAGGUUCUUCAACAGAGACACCGACUCCACCUAUCCUCUCUGGAGACUUAAGACUCCAGAGGACCACGAGGGUGAAACAGGGAUCAAGUCCAAGGAGGCUCGCAAGUACAUCUUCAACUGCUUGGAUGAUAUGGCGCAGGUAAACAUGACGUCCGAUCUGGAGGGGAGCGACAUGCUGGCAGAGAAGGCCGACAGGAGGGAGUUCAUCGACUUGUUAACCAAGAUGCUGACCAUUGACGCAGACAAGAGGAUCACCCCUAUCGAAACGCUCAACCACCCCUUUGUCACUAUGUCGCAUCUCCUCGAUUUCCCGCACAGCACACAUGUCAAGUCGUGCUUCCAAAACAUGGAGAUCUGUAAGCGUCGUGUCAACAUGUACGACACAGUCAACCAGAGCAAGACGCCGUUCAUCACCCACGUGGCCCCCAGCACCUCCACCAACCUCACCAUGACUUUCAACAACCAGCUGAACACUGUGCACAGCCAGGCCACCAACCUGGUUCCCUCCUCCACCAACAAUGCCACCCUUUCCUUUACAAGUCCUGAUGUCUCCAUACUAAACUACCAAUCUGCACUCUACCAGCCCUCUGCUGCCUCCAUGGCAGCUGUGGCCCAGAGGAGCAUGCCCCUGCAGCCGGGGGCUCCUCAGCUCUGCGCUGCCCGGCCCGACCCCUUCCAGCAGGCGCUCAUCGUCUGCCAACCUGGCUUCCAAGGGCUGCAGGCGUCCCCUUCCAAGCAUACCAGUUACUCUGUGCGGAUGGAGAAUGCUGUUCCCAUAGUGACGCAGGCCCCUGGUGCCCAGCCUCUGCAGAUCCAACCUGGCCUGCUUACCCAGCAGGCCUGGCCCAGCGGCACCCAGCAGAUCCUGCUUCCUCCAGCCUGGCAGCAGCUCACCCACACCUCAGUCCAGCAUGCCACUGUCAUCCCCGACUCCAUGAGCAGCACGCAGCCUCUCGCCAACUGGAGGAAUUCCCAUCCUCAUGGCAGCCAUUAUAAUCCCAUCAUGCAGCAGCCAGCCUUGUUGGCUGGACACGUUACGCUCCCAUCCAACCAGGCGCUUAAUGUGGGAGUGGCACACGUUAUGAGGCAGCCCUCAACCAAUAACAACUCCUCUUCCAAAAAGAACAAACAGCACCAGAUGUCUGCCAGGAACAUGUCAGCCUACGAGGUGUCGUCCUCCCAGGCGGUGCUGUCUCCGCAGCGCUCCAAGCGGGUGAAGGAGAACACGCCUCCACGCUGCGCUGUGCUACAGAACGGCUCGGCGACCAACUGCCCGCCCCCGCAGGGCUGUGUGGGCAGCGGGUGGGGGGCCAGCGAAGCAGAGCAGGCUUCCAGCACCACCCGCGACCAUCAGCACCAGCACCACGUCCCCAGACAGACCAUCAUCAUCCCCGACACGCCCAGCCCUGCAGUCAGCAUCAUCACCAUCAGCAGUGACACAGAUGAGGAAGAUGACCACAAACAAAACAACAGUUCAUCGUCAAAGCAGCGGAAGAAUGUCAUCAGUUGCGUGACGGUCCACGAUUCACCCGACUCCGACUGUUCCAGCAACAACAGCCCCUACAGUGUGGAGCCCAGACACCCGAACAACAACAGCUACGACACAAAGACCACCAUCCUGGACAACUACAACAAUGGGAACCCCCGCACCAUCAUCAUUCCCCCUCUUAAAACCCAGAGCAGUGAGGUCCCGAAUGAGUGUGAGCGCCUGAUGCCAGAUGCAAUGAAUUAUCAGAAUACAGCUUACAAGUUCAAAUCCUCCAAUGGAGUGGUGUCUGGCAAUAAUCACCUACAAGGGGGCGUGUCCUACCGACAGCAGCGCUCAGGGCCACACCCCCUCCAGCAGCAGCCUCUCAAUCUCAGCCAGGCCCAGCAGCACAUGGUAGCCGAGCGAAAUGGUCAUCGACGCCAGCAGGCCUACAUCACCCCAACCAUCGCCACUCAGGCCCCGUACUCCUUCCAUCACAAUAGCCCCUCUCACACGGGCAAUGUCCACCCGCACCUGGCUGCCACACACCUACCCAGCCAGCCCCACCUCUACACCUACACAGCCCCUGCUGCUCUGGGCUCCACCGGCACCGUGGCCCACCUGGUGGCGUCACAGGGCUCGGCGCGCCACCACGCAGUCCAGCACGGAAGCUACCCGCCGAGCAUCGUCCACCAGGUCCCAGUCAGCAUGGGCCACCGCGUGCUGCCCUCGCCCACCUUGCACCACAGCCAGUACCAGGCCCAGUUUGCCCACCAGGCCUACAUCAGCGCUUCACCCGCCUCCACUGUCUACACUGGAUACCCGCUGAGCCCCACUAAGGUCAACCAGUACCCUUACCUCUAGAGAAGACACUGACUGACACUGGAGAGCCUGAGCCAGCGCUGCUGCUGCUGCUGCUGCUGCUGCCCCCGAAACCCAACCGCCCCGAACACCGUCGACAUCCUAAACAUCCUCUCCUCGACCUCAGACAUAAACAGAGACAGAGGAACAUGCAAUCCUCAUGAAACUGUCACGUAUAACUUGAAGAUAUAACGACAGAGAGAGAAAGAAAAAAAGAGAUUCACAGCCUCUCUAGAAGGGAAAGAUGGGGUUGAAUUUCAGAGGGGUACAGUUCAAGAUGUUCUUUUUUUCAAUAAUUUUUUUCUUCUUCUGAAAGGGCCAGUUUUUGCUUUUUUUUCCUCGUCUAUUCUUCACUUUACUUUAUGAGAAAAAGUAAUGUCUCAUUAGUUUUACAGGGAAGUUUGAAACAGGCCUUUUGGGACAGUGGAGGUUCUCUGGUUGGUUUUCUUUUAUUUUCCCCUCUUAAAUUUGGGAAGUGACUGUUGAACAGGGGUUACUGACUGGAAGUUUGGAAUCCCAAGAGAUUUGGGAGAAGGUGAAAUACGGAAACCUGCUGCUCUUCAAAGAAAACAAAAUAUUGAUGGCCUUGAACUGUCUUAAUAUUUCCAAAUCAUUCACGGUGUGGGGCGAACAGAGAGGCAACUCCCCACACUCCACCUUCUCCAGCCAGAGGAGGCUUCUGGAAAUAUAACCAACAGAAGACAACAAACUUUUUAGUGUAUUUAUAGAUAUUUUUGUUCCUUUAUGUUUCACCUUUAUGAUGAUACUUCAGUUUUAGCUAGGUGUCUUAGCUGGGCCCCGUUCUUAGAAUGUAGCAGUCUGCACCUGUUUGUUUUAAGAAGACAACUUUUUUUUCCUGAUACCAAUAGAUUUAUUUGUUCCUCUUUUUUUUUCUAUGUGAUUGCACAAAGUGGUUAUUAUAACAUAGGCAUGUACAACGUGAUUGUCUGUGUGUGCUACUGUCAGCCAUGCGUGUGUAGUCCACCUCCUUAAAACUCUCUUCAGUCUUUAGUUUUUGACCAUUGUUCCCUCGUAGUGCCUUACAUAUACUAUAACGACACAGUUUACUUGGCUUGGAUCCUGAAAGCCACAAGAGACUAUAGCUAUACCUAGAGACACAUGUUUCCCUGGUUUCACAUCCUAGUCGGGGCAGUUGUAGCUCUCUUCCAGGUGUAGGCUCAGCCCCUUGCUGUAUCUUGUUCUUAAUGACAGCAUACUAUACAUGAUGAAGAUUAAUGUCAGAGUCGUUAUCACGCUGAGCUAUUUUAUUAUGUGUGCAUGAGAUAACUUGCCUGGGGUACUUACCAAAGUCAUAGAUAAAAUUCUUGUUACAUUUUGCUCUGGAUAUUGAUGUAAAUAUGAAAAUGUACAGUAUAGCUGUAGCUGUAAACCUUUAUAUCACAGUGGCACCCUAAAUGUGGCUCUAGUUUGAAAUAUAUUUGUCGUUGUUUUUGUUUUUUUGUAAUCACGCGAGGGAAUUUAUGCAUCGUGAUUAGGGAGCAGAGAUAUCAGCUCAGUAUUCGUGUACAGGUAAAGAGUUACAGUACAGUGUGUGAGACACAGUAGAGGUUGUUUUUCAAGGUUUAAAGCUAGUCCGAGAGAAGGGCCUGACAGAAAGUAAUAGCUGCCAUGAGGGGGGUUCUGUGAGGCUAUAGGGAUAGCCUGGCAGCAGAGAAGAGGCAGAGUAUCGAGGGUUGUUUGAGAGAGAGAUUCUGUGUAGGCACGAGUGAGGGAGCUGUUUGAAAGCGUAGGGUCAGUUUAGGUAGGGACUGUGGAGGGCAGGGUGAAACGCUCUAUCUUAAAUGGGAUUCAAAUGGUAGCAAGUUGGCACUGAGCAGGUUGAUAGUAACACUGAGCCCGGGUGGUUGGUAGGAGCCCAAAAGGGGCGUUACCUUACCUGAAUGCACACUUCUAAUUCUGACACGAAUCCUUUUGUUGUUGUCAUUUGUUGCUGGCGGCGUCGUUGAUUUCUCCAGCAAAGAUAUAUGGAAGUUAUUUGUUGCGCUUGAGGUUUGGGUAGCAUCUCAGAGCUGCAAGAACAGAACAGAAGGGAGAUGGCACAGCAUACACCUGGAAGGGCACCGUGUGGACCAUUUGUUGCCACUGUCCAUUUGUCUUCGAACCAGGUACACCACAGACAUCGCCACGCCAGCCGAAACGGGGAUACCGGAACACUUAGAGAACCAAUAGCGAUGUCGGUUAGUGUGUUUGCUGCUUGAUUUAACGGACAUCUUUUUUUCUUUCUUUUUUUCUUGUAGCCAAUGAUACAAAUAAUCUCUGUUCUUUUGUCCUCUUGAACGUAGGCACAUCAGUACUGCUGGUGGUUUUAGUGAAAGCCUUCCCCUCUCAUUCAUGGUAUGCCAUAGUACUUGCAUGUGAAGUGAUUUAUUAUUAUUUCUGUUUAACUUAACAUCAUCUUGAACUUUUUUUGACCUGGCUGUAGUACAUGUUGUGUUUAUUUUUUAGAGAUUGUUGCAAUAAUUCUUGUGGAUGUUUUAUCAGAGUGUGUGUGUGUGUGUGUGUGUGUGUGUGUGUGUGUGUGUGUGUGUGUGUGUGUGUGUGUGUGUGUGUGUGUGUAUUUUGAAAAAAGAAAUCCCUUGACGGGCCCCAGAGUGGUUUGUCAUCCUGGUACUUUUUCCUCCCACAACUCUCCACUUCCCCGUCAGCUCCAGCAUGCAAGCCUAUGGUCCGGGUAGUUAAAGAUGUGAUUACGUAGUACGUUGCUGGUUACACCAUUCUUCUCUGUUCUGUUGUCUUUUUAUUUGAUUUGAUUUGAUCUACUUAAUUUCCUCUAGGUCAUUGGGGCCUAAGCACACACGCAUAAGGGAGAUGAUUUUCCAUUGAAAUCUUUUGGCUUCUCUGUUAUGAGACAGACUACUGAAACAUUCCACUGUUUGAGGGAAUUUGGCGUUGCCCAUGCUACGCUGCUGUCCUGUCCCCUCUUCUGUCAGCACGGGGAUAGUAUUGUCACACUAGGACUUUUUUUUCUUCUUUUUUUCGCUCUUCCCACCAAAGAAUUCAACAGAUGGAUCAUGUACAGUUCAGCACAGUACAGUACAGUACAAGCAAUCCCCCACAGCGUUGCUAGAGCAGACAGGCAAUAACUUCUGUUCUCAUUUUGAAACGCUCUAUAAGUGCUUUUGAGGACAUGUUAUUUUACCCCCAAGCAAAUGCAUGUGUGCAUAUGAUGUAGACAAGGAGGAUUUAACAUACUUAAUGCAUACAGCAGUCGUUAAUUGGUUUAGAAGCUGGAUGUUCAACUUUAAGAAGAGCUGCAGUCUGUUUUAAAAGCUUUUUUUUGUUUUGCUUUCAUGACUCCUCACACUGUUGUUGUUGUUUUGUUUUUUUACGUUGUUGAUGUUGUAGCUUUAUUGGUGUUGUAUGAAAAUGAAUUGAAUUUUACAUUAGGGUGCCAUGAAAUAGAAUGACCUGUAAAAAUGGAUUAAUCAAAAAUGUACCAACUAUACCUUUAAAACCAUGGUCACCCGCACAAAAUGAAUGUAAUACGUGACCUGCGGCAUCUGAAAUGGCUUUAGAUCUUUCUCAGUGGGUGACCAUUUAAUUUCUACACCGUUUGUGGCCAUGCAUGAUGCAAUAAUUAUACAUCUGAUCGCCAGCAAAAUCCCAUAUGAGAGAAGUAAUGUAAAAGGACCACUAUCCUCAUGAUUAGGGGGAUAUCAAAUAAUCGCUAUAUAUUCUCAAAUGAAACAUCCAAUUAAGAGAAGCCCUGUAUGCGCAACAUUGUGGAAAAUGACUUGAUGUGUAUGAUACCUUUGUCUAUUACUCUCUUUCACAUAGCCAAUGUUUUGUGUUUUAUAAAAAAAAAAAAAGGGGGAAGCAGAAAUGUGAGCAUUAACGUAGAUCGAGUGACCUUACAAUUACCAAAAUGUGCUUAAGUAGAGUGUUACAAUGUUUCGUGUUGUUAAGGUGAGCAUAGCCUUCCCAGCUAGCGACUUUACUGUUAGAGUACUGCCUUCCAAAUAACCAACGAUACCUCCAAAGGUUUAAGGUGACAUUUCAAUUAGGGAAAACUGAAUAAGGCAGUGUCUCACUCUCUAUGAAGCCUGGCAUUCUCCUUUCAAAUACACUCAAACUUCCAGCUUUGCUCAUGGUGUUACCGUGAAUACUCCUCCUCCUCCUCCUCUCCUCCUCCUCCUCCUCCUCCUCCUGGAGCUUUUGGAACCACUGAGAAACAUUCCUGAGACGCAUAAUGGCGCACAGUGCUACAUUAGUCUUCAGACAAACUCCUCUAAGGUGACUUGGAGCUCAGCGAGAAGUGUACAGACCACCUGCAACAUCAACCCGUUCAGUAUAAAUCGUUCGGCAAAUGCCGCAGCCGCCUCCCAAAGUACAGAGGGGUUAGGAGCAGGUGUUAGGUGGAUUCCUCUUUAGCUGAUGUCCUCUCUGUCACCAGGAAAUUCAUAAUCUAGCACCACAAGCAUUCUUAAAGCCUUUUUUUCGGAUGAGAGUGUUUGUUUUUUGUUUUGUUUUUGACUUUUCAUUAAGGAGAUCUGCUCCUCCUUUUUGCUGGCUAUUCCUUGGGGGAAUUCAGGGUGAGGUGGUCAAGGUUUGAUGCCAUCACUGAUAGAGGGUGUCAGGUGAUUACAAUCGAUGUAUUUAUGAACCAAAACUUGAUUGAAAUACGAUUGUUUUCCUACUAUCUUGAUAUAUUCUAAUUUGUGUAAAACCAGGCUAGGAUAUAGAUUCAUUUUCUACGUCAAAUCCCCUAAUUGCGGUGUUGUAAGACCUUUGGUCCUACUUUCGACACUGAAAAUGUAGCUUUUUUCCCAUUUUACUUUCCGAGACAUUUCUAGCCAAAGAUAGCUAUUUUUGUGGUGUUAAUAAAUGGAAUCUAGAAGUGGUAGAACCAAGCUACAUUCAAAGUCUGAUUUGCAUGUUUACACUACAAAAAUAUCCAUCUGAAGCUAGCGGUCAUCUCAAAGUCACAAUCCCUUUUAGGACAUUCUCAAAAUUGUCAAUUAGAGAAGCUCAAUUUCUCAAAUAGCUACUUGCACAAGAAUACUCACGCAAGCGGUUUAUCGGUUUAUUUACAUUUUCUAAAGACCUAAGAGUGCAUCAAACCCUGACCCCCUUUUGUGUCCAUUGCUGUAUGGUUUCUCAACAGUGUAAAAUCUCAUUCUUUGUCGAUAAAGCUAAUGUGUGCUGCAGUAUUUCCUAGUAUACUUCUCUGUUAAUUGUCUUUUCUUAUUUACUUUUGUUUAUUGGGGUGUGAUGUCUCAUUAUUUCAAUCUGUUGAUGUUAGCGUUCUAUGUAUACCCUGUUCCUUAGCCUAAUAUUAUUAAGUAUGUUAUGAGAAUGGAUAUUUUACUGGCUUUAUAGAAUGUUUAAAUAACUAUAAUAAUGACAAUAAGAAGAAGGAUUAAUUAAACCUCCUAACAAGUUGAGAACUUGCUACUAAGCGCUUGUGUUACCAUUAUGAUGUUGUGUGCUUCUCUUAAUCAUUUUCGUUGUAGAAAAAUGGAGUGAAUUUAUAUUAGGCUUCGAAAAAAACUAAUGAUAGCAUUGUACAUUUUACAGGAGGAUUUUAACAGACAAACAGCUUCGUCAAAUAGAAGAAUAUAGUUAUUUUAAUUGUCCUCUUUACUAACUGUAGGGUGAGAAGGGGCUCGCGUUGUGGUGAACUAUGUUAUAGCUUGUUAUUCACUGUUACUUUUGAUCAUUUUUUCGGUCUCCGAGGUGAAUCGAGUUAUUAAUGAGAAUUUGUAUGCUCACAUAUGCAUAUUGUAUAUGUGUAGAAAUGUAAUCACACUUUGUCUUGGAUUUACAUUAAACUGUUAAGUCACGGCACCAGUA